CCGGCGUCUCGCGUUCCCCUCGCCUUAUCUAUCACGCUGCUUUCUUCCGAGGCGGGCUUGGAUCGUCCAUCACUCACUGCUGCUGUUGGUGCUGCCGUGCUGUGCUGCCACCACCUACAUGUCGUAUACGCGGGCACGGGGUCAGGUGCCGACUCGUACACCGGCCUGCGAAGCCCGGAGGGAGAGAAGAGGCAUGAACCUACCUAUCAAUUUACGGAUUCGGUAGGCGGCUAGCAACUGGUAGAUACACGCAAACACACACACAUAUAUAUAAUGAGGGACUCAGGCGCCCUCUGGCUCGAGCAUCCAAGCGGGGAGACGUAAUGCAGCCUAUGCUCCUCCUACCUCCUUUUGUCCCACCCUCUCCUCAUCCUUGUUCUGGGCCUCCUCUACUUCCUGUGCUUGCUUCUCCCUGAUAUUCGGCAUGGUGCUGCUUCUCAGAUCCGGCGCCGCGGCGCUCGUGGUGGCGGCUGCGGCUGGCGAAGUGCUCGCUUCUGCUUCUUCUUCCUCUCCCGGGUCGACGUAUCAGAAUGGGACGACUCUCACGCAGCCGGUGUUCCGGACACUCGACUUGGGCUCCAUCAAGCCCCUGGGCUGGUUCAAGGACCAGCUCGAGCUCGCGGCCGCGGGGCUGUCGGGCAACAUGUUCGACUUCUACCGCUUCGUGCACGACUCGCGGUACAUUGGGGGGUCGACCGAGUACUCGGGGCUCGACGAGGCGUCGCCGUACUGGUUCAAUGGGGUGGUGCCGCUCGCGUUCGGGCUGGGCGACGCGCGGCUGCUCGGCCAGGCGCGGUACUACCUCGACUACGUCCUCGACCACCAGCAGCCGGACGGCUGGAUCGGCUUCGAGACGACGCGGGCCACGCGCGGGCUCUGGGCGCGCUGCCUGCUGCUCCUCGGCCUCGUCCAGUACGCCGAGGCCGACCCGGCCCAGACCGAGCGCAUCGUCGACGCCAUGCACCGCUACGUCGUCCUGGCGCACAGCAUGCUGAAGAAUAACUUCACCGGCCUCCUCGUGCACGGCAACGACACGUUCGACACGGCCGGGUUCGGCGUCGGCCGCACCCACGAGAUGCACAUCCCCCUACAGUGGCUCCUCGAGCGCUACCCGCGCAACAACUCGCAGGUCAUCUGGGAGACCAUGGAGCUCAUGAUCGAGGGGGGCGUGCUGUGGGGAGCAGACUGGAGGACGUUUUGGACGGAGGAGGCGUUCCCGAAAGUCUUAUACGACACCACUCCGUACAACCUGAGCUGGGUUUUCAUCCAUGGGGUGAACAUGGCGCAAGGCCUCCGCUACCCUCUCGCGCUGUACCGCAACACGGGGGACCCGGCGCUGCGGCGGCAGACGCGCAAGGCGGUGGACCUGGUGUCGGCGCACCACCGGUCGCUGGCGGGCACGAUCGUGGCGGACGAGUACGUGUCGGACCGGAACCCGAGCCGGGGCGCGGAGCUGUGCAUCGCGGCCGAGGUCAUGUUCUCGGCCGCCUACGUCUACCACCAGCUCGGCGACAACGACGUCGCCGACUGGGCCGAGCAGGUCGCUUUCAACGCCUUCCCCGCCUCCGUCGCCCCCGACUGGUGGUCCCACCAGUACGUCCAGCAGGAGAACCAGCCCUGGGCCCGCAACCUCAGCACCAACGAGCUGUGGUGGGACGUCGACUCGUACGCCAACGUCUUCGGGCUCGAGCCGAACUACCCCUGCUGCACCGUCAACCACCCGCAGGCGUACCCGAAGUUCCUCGCGGGCGCAUUCGUCGCGACCGACGGGGGCGCCGGGCUCGCGCACGUGUUCCUGGUCCCAGGCAGCGCGGGCGCCACGCUCGCGGCGCCGGGCGGCGGCAGCAACGCCGUCUCCGUCUCCGCCGACACCACCUACCCCUUCGGCGACACGAUCACAUACACCGUGUCCGCCGAGCAGCCCUUCGACCUGUACGUGCGGAUCCCGGGGUGGGCCGACGCGGGGCGCAGCAGCGUCAGCGUAUCCCCGUCGUCGUCGUCGUCGUCGUCGUCGUCGCCGCCUGUCCCCGUAUCCCGCGACGCGCGCGGCCUCCACCGGAUCCCCAUCUCCCCCCCCGCCGCCGGCAACACCACCACCACCACCACCACCACCGCGACGCUCCGCCUCGCUACCGCCCCGCGCGUCGUGCCCCGCGCCAACGGCACCGCCGGCAUCUACUACGGCGCGCUGCUGUACGCGCUGGCCGUCGAGCCGGCGCCGGGCGCGCCCGCGCGCUCCCCGCUCGAGUACCGCGCCGGCCGGCCGCUGCCCCCCGAGACGCUCGACGCGGGGGGCCGCGCCCGCGACCACGAGCUGGUGCCGCGGGACGGCGCGGUGUGGAACGUGGCCGUCGACCCGCGGCGCAUCCGCGUCGUCCCCGCCCCCGGCGGCGGCGACGGCGACCCGAGCCGCCUCCCGAACCCCGUCUGGUCCCUCGGCGCGCCCCCGCUCGAGCUCCGCGUCGCCGCCGUCGAGAUCGGCUGGCCCGUCGUCCGCGACGCCCCCGCCGACCCCGGCACCUUCGACGUCGUCCGCGCCCCCGGCGCCGCGCCCUUCGAGGCCCGCUUCGUGCCCUACGGCAGCAGCAAGCUGCACAUGGCGCUGCUGCCCGUCGUCGAGUUGGACGACGACGACGAGAUCGCCGGCCUGGAGUAGCGAGCGCCCCGGCCGCGGGAGCUUUCUACGUCAGACCCAGCCAACGUGUUCUGCGCGUAUGUAACUUAGCCUACUCGCUCACUCUAGGGAAGGAAUACGUGAAGAGGCAAAUGGCGUGGGAUAGUUGGUUAGACCGAUAGUAGCAGCACUAGGAGCAGCUAUUCCCAAGGCACAUGUUGUUACAUUUGAAACUCUGUCGUUCCCGCCAUAGCACUCCUAGUUGGGCGCCUCUUUUUUUUUUUCUGGCCAGCUGCUUUUCAGAUACCUAGCUUAGGCAGCUUUAGGCUUAUGCUGAGAAUUCACUCCGACCCGAGUAUCUCUUGUCAUAAACCGAAGAUCCUCUCUCACCACCCGUAAGAAAAGAAAA
Molecule: messenger RNA, 3023 nt
Organism: Durotheca rogersii
Lineage: Eukaryota; Fungi; Ascomycota; Sordariomycetes; Xylariales; Xylariaceae
Exons: 8
Coding region: 425-2656 (743 amino acids)
Biological process (GO): carbohydrate metabolic process
Source: RefSeq, a predicted model, not a curated record